CCGUCAGUCGGUGAGGUGCGUGCGUGUAGGCUCGGGGGUGUUGGCACUGUUUUAGCACAUAAUUCUUCACACUCGUGCCUUUUCUUUGACUAAUUUUGUUAUUUUCGAACUACUGACACGCUGUAUGGCGGUUACAAGGUGCGGCUGGAAACGGUUGGUUCGUCGAGUUUGAUGAAAACGAGGUCGGGUUCAGACAACCGUUAGCUCCCUGUAUUUUUUUAUUUUUUCUAAAGGACAAGAAAAACAAAGGAAGAUAACGAUGUCGUUGACUGCUUCGUCUGAUUAUUUCGCUGCCGAGUGUCUGGUGUCGAUAUCCAGCGGUCCUGUGCUGCACAGACCCACCCCGGUCACCCCCACCAGCCAGUCGGCCACGGCGGGCCUGCUCCCUGGGGAGCCCGACGGGACGAGUGAGGAUAGGGAAGUGCGGGAGACUCUGAGGCUGGAGGGGGCGAACAUGAUGGCAGUGGCCGGUAUCCUCACCGACCUGCACGGUAAGUUCCGCCCCAUGUCGGCCUACUCGGAGAGCAGCAACUCAUCAUGUGGUGGGGAGAGCGGUUACACCACGUUGUCGGACCCAACCACCCCAACCAUGACCCCCUCCGCCACCCCGAUCCCUGGACAGCAGCUGAGGGGGGGUGGAGGCGUGGGGCCCCCACGGUCCCCGGUGAAGCGACACCAGUGCACUUUUGACGGAUGCGACAGAGUUUACGGAAAAUCGUCGCACCUGAAGGCUCACAUCCGGACACACACAGGCGAAAGACCCUUCCCAUGCACUUGGCCGGACUGUGAGAAGAAGUUUGCCCGUUCAGACGAGCUUGCCCGCCAUACCCGCACCCACACAGGAGAAAAGCGCUUCCUGUGCCCACUGUGCGAUAAGCGCUUCAUGCGUAGUGACCACCUGAUCAAGCACGCCCGCCGUCAUCCUGACUUCCAGCUCUCCAUGUUGAAACGCAACAAAGGCCCAUCCUCUGCUUCCAGCCCAACUAUGCAAUAUUAGGAUGGUUUGGGUUGGGAAUUCCUGUGUACCAGGGUCAGCAGGAGCACAGGACGCCUGCAGUGGUUUCAGGUUUAACCAGCUACAAUCAGAUCCACUGAUAAAGGAUUUAGAAUGACUGUGUUGUGCUCAGAAAUGUGCACACACACACAAGAGAACACACAAGAGCUGGAUGUAAGGGACAAGCACCCUAAUCUCAAUCUACCAAGAUGAGUCAUGUGACCACUAUCCACCUGCUCAACAUAACUAGGGUUAGUUAUCAAGAACGUUCCAAACUUACAAAAUUUAAGGAUUUGUAUAAAAAAAAGUUGCUUUUUGAUUCCUCUUAUCGUUUCCUGAAAGCAAAUUAUGGACUUCCAGUCACAUGCCUGGUUACAUGUAUAUGAACUUGUGUGUAAUGUUUACUACAUGGUAGACUGGAGCUGUAACUUUGAAAGGUGGAGCGCACACUUCUUAAAAGCCUGCAGUGAUUAAGUAACAUUUAAAUAAAUUCAUAGAAAUGAAUACAUUUAUGGGAGAAAUGUUCAUGCACUAUGACAUAUUUACCACAGAAGGGUGUAAGUUUGCAGUGUCUCCUUAUAUGCAGUAUUGUGACACUGUCAGUUUAAAACGAUCAAACAUUUUUAUAUAACUAUAGGCUAAAUGGAAACGACCCUUUAGUUUAUCCACUGAAUGAUUGAUAUGCCAGACACCUCGAGGUACUUCAUCACAUUGAUGCAAAAAUAAUUCUGUAGAAUCAUUUAUGCCGUACAGCUGUCGGGCUCACUGAGUUACCACUGCUGGCUUAAGUCUGGCUUUAAAAGCUCACAGUGGAAAACUAAGGUAAAGUCAUAAUCCUGGCAGGCACAACAGAAUAUUUCCUUUCUUUUGUCAACAUGAAAACAAUAAAAUCAGCUUGCCAUUUAUGGCAGUUUACACCUAAUCCGUUUUUCCUUCAUUGUUUUGUUUCCCUCAGAACAGGAUUCGAUAAGAAUUGGAAUCAUAAAGCAGAUUUCACUUGUUUAAAAAAACAAUCCUUAACAUGACCAGAUUUCUCAGCUGAAUCACUUUCACAAGUUGCAGGGAUUUUUCACAUUUUCUGUACAUACUCACCAAAAGCCAAAACUUGUUUGUGGUUAAUUUCCUGAUUGUUGUGCUCUUCACUACCAUCAUUUUUUUUACCAUGGUAGCUCAAUAUUGUGAUGUUAGGUAGUGAGGCAGUGACUAGAAGCUGUUCAGCUUUCUUUUGUAGCUUUGAGUUUUAGUGAUGACACAUUCCUUCAUUUUUAUUGCAUAACCAUCAUUGAGGUAUCGUCAAUAAUUUGUUUUUUUGUGUAUUGAAUUAAAAAUAGAUCAUA
Messenger RNA from Solea solea (common sole), 2331 nucleotides. RefSeq lists its product as uncharacterized. Bases 260 to 997 code for a protein of 245 amino acids. Gene Ontology annotation, biological process: regulation of transcription by RNA polymerase II. Gene Ontology annotation, molecular function: DNA-binding transcription factor activity, RNA polymerase II-specific; RNA polymerase II cis-regulatory region sequence-specific DNA binding. NCBI's taxonomy places the organism in Eukaryota, Metazoa, Chordata, Actinopteri, Pleuronectiformes, Soleidae. The transcript has 2 exons. The record is from RefSeq and is a predicted model, not a curated record.